AUGCCUUACAAAGAUAAAGCCCAGAAGAGAGAACACAAUCGAAAAUGGAUGGCCGAGCAAAGACAGAAAGACAAAGGAAAUGUGGGACCCUGCUUGAAUGCUAAACCUUUAAAAAGUGUGGGACCCGUUUUGGGAAAUGAACCUGUGGGACCCGAGCCUGAUAAAAAAGUGGGACCCACAAACCCCAAAAUAAUCAAGGGUAAGGAAUAUGUUUUUAUCGAAG
Racocetra fulgida is the source of this 223-nucleotide messenger RNA. Lineage: Eukaryota; Fungi; Glomeromycota; Glomeromycetes; Diversisporales; Gigasporaceae. The record is from the annotation of a GenBank genome assembly.